Messenger RNA from Colletes gigas, 6840 nucleotides. Its product is annotated as beta-1,3-galactosyltransferase 5-like. Gene Ontology annotation, cellular component: membrane. The record is from RefSeq and is a predicted model, not a curated record. The coding region runs from base 782 to 2029 and encodes 415 amino acids. Lineage: Eukaryota; Metazoa; Arthropoda; Insecta; Hymenoptera; Colletidae. The transcript has 2 exons. Gene Ontology annotation, molecular function: hexosyltransferase activity.
CUAGAGGUACUGGUGUCCAGUAUGCGACAUCUACGACAUCUCCAAGCAGGAGAAGUGAAGUUCUAGAGAAAACCAUGAUGGUCAGUCGUUAUCUGCUGAAUCGAGACCCAUCGAGAUCGCGUAAGGUUGAAACGUGGUGGGACGCGACGAGAUUUCCAGUAAAAUCGACUGUGAUUGGUGGACAUCCAGGGGUACUCGAGAUGGCAUCGAUACAGGAUUUAUCGAUAUCACAAAUCCAAGAAACUGAUGCAAUAGACAUGUAGUGGCAGUAGGAGAUUGUAGUGGUGAUUGGUGAUGAACUGGUGACCCUUGUGCGUCGAAGGAACGAAUGAAGUUUACGUUGGCCGUGUAUACAGAUACGUGUUGCCUUCUUCGAAUGGUGGCAAGAACGCACGCUUGUCGAUUUAUAAUGCCAACGCGUAGAAGAUUGGCACGUAUCGAGUGACAGUGAACACGGAACUCGUGUACAGUGAAUUCAAGUGACGAUCGUCGACCAUCUGUUCCAGUCAUGUUCAGAAUCAGGAUUGAAGAGCCAAGGAAGAAUGCAACGGGUUCGAGAAUCGCCGUUUCGAGUAAAGUAACAUGGAAGUAAUUUGUUUGCCGAAAUACCUUUCGAUCCGUAACAAAAGCAUUUUCGUUACCACGGUGGCGUUGACAAGGAACCGCGACGAACCAGCCACUGUUCGAAUCAUUGGAUGAUAAUCGAUCUACAACAAUGUAGAUCGAGACACGUUGACUCCAGAACAAAUAAACGGGAUAAACGGGUAGCGAGACAAUCGUCAUGCUUCAUUUACUGCAUCUUCGUAGUCGUCCUUUACAAACCCUUAUUCUAGGAUUGAUCGGCUUAACUUUUUACGCAUAUUAUCGUUCAACAUAUUACGAUAUCCCUCAGUAUGCGGUACCUCGAAAUAUUAGUCAUUCUGCAUAUCAAGAGAUUUCCAAACAUCGAUUAAACACGAGCAUAGAGGAACAUGUAGCAAUUUUGCAGAAGAAUGCCUCGUCCGAACCAUCGGCGGCCCUUCAUAUAGUACAAAAUCCUAACAAUAUUUCAAGUCCUGUGGUUACAACAUCUUCAACAUCGUCGAGCUCUCAGACUCAAUCCUUUGCAAGCGUAUCGAUAUCUAGUUCCAAGCAGAGCAGCGAAAAGCCUCCACAGAAAGUAGAAAAAACUUCAAACGAGACCAAAGACACGUCUGCUGCUUCCAACGAGUGUUCCGCGCGCGCUAUUUAUGAAGCGGGUCACGCCGUACCGAUACCGGAAAGAUGCCCAAAUUUUGGCAAGGAAAUGGAUUUGGUUAUAAUAGUAAUGUCCGCACCGACUCAUCUGGAGGCUAGGAUGGCUAUACGACAAACGUGGGGACACUUUGGUCAGAGAAGCGACAUCAGUAUCCUGUUCAUGUUGGGCGUAACAUUGGACCCAAAAGUGGAAACAAUUUUAAGAAGAGAACAGAAAACUUACAAUGACGUGAUACGCGGGCAAUUUUUAGAUUCCUAUUCGAAUUUGACCCUGAAAACGAUCUCUACCCUGGAAUGGGUAGACAGUUACUGUUCCAAGGUCAAAUUUCUUUUGAAGACCGACGACGACAUGUUCAUCAAUGUUCCGCGCUUGCAGGCGUUCGCGGCAAGACACGCGAAAGACAAGAACGUGAUAUUCGGUAGACUGGCCAAGAAGUGGAAACCGAUUAGAAAUAAAAAGAGCAAAUACUAUGUAUCACGGACGCAGUUCAAGCACGCCGUUUUCCCCGAUUUUACCACCGGUCCGGCUUACUUGCUGUCCAGCGACAUUGUGCGCAAGCUGUACGACGCCGCGUUGGAUCAAACGUACCUCAAGCUAGAAGACGUCUUUGUGACUGGAAUCGUCGCGGAUAAGCUAGGGAUUAAGAGGACGCAUGCGAAUGAAUUUUUGAAUAAAAAGAUAUCGUACAGUGCGUGUAACAUUCAACGAGGCAUCAGUAUACACAUGGUCAAGUACAGCGAACAAUUCGAUCUAUGGAAAAAAUUACUCGACGGCAAGAGUAAAUGUAAGUGAUAGAUAUCGAGUCAUGCACUCAAGAUUUCCAAACCGAUUGGCAAACCACGUGCCACUCCAAUCGCUUGAACGUACUCGCUGCUAGCUUCUUGCGUCGAUUCGAUGCCCGUUCAUACUUCUGUACUAGAUUCUGUGGCUCGUAUAACUUUGUUUCUCCGUUCGCCUAUGCAAACUGAACGGAUCGCGUUCAGACGAUUCUCUCGAUUUCGUUCUCCGAGAAAGAUCGGAAACCGAAAUCUGAUACGAUCGUCUUCGCGGCACGUGUUCGGUCAUACAACGUAACCGUAUUAAUCACGCCUCCUGUUAGCAAUAACUCACCGGAGUAAAUUAUUAUACUCGAAUGACACGUGUAAUGAAUCGUUCGCAAUUUAAUGCCUUAUCUCUCCGACACUCGUGACAUAUUUAUCUAAUAUAUGUAUAUUUAUCUAAUAUCAUACAUACAUACAACGUACCGGGAAUAUUUCCGUUUACUACAUUAUUAAGCGGUCAUUGCGAUGAAAGUGUACGCGUUCUUCGCGGAAAAAAUGCGUCAAUCGAGAAUAUAAGGCUGUUUCUUUCUUCUAAAUACGUAUCGUUCGCUGUCCGAAUAACGUGUAACGUAUAAGGAUUAAACGCAAUUGACGGAAUCGAUUCUCCGUUUUACAGUGCCAUACGCAUAAGAGAAAUGUUACGAUCAGUUCCUUUGUUGUUUUAUCAUAUUCGUCGUCGUGAUGUCGUUGUUCUUAAACAUUUCCGACAGCGGCUUCAAUCGCGUUGAAAACGUACGAUUGGAAGAAAUUCUUGUAAACGAUUGCGAAGGCAAUGAGAAUCGAGACAAUCGGGUCAAGGUGUUCGUUGCUCCUAUACGAAUGCAACGUUGAAACUUUGAUCGGUAACCUUGGCACGCUUUUCGAUACUCUCGAUGCUCAUUAAAUGAAAAUAAAAUUUUUAUUGUAAUGCAAAUUUUUUAACGGCACGUUUCAGUUUUAUUGCGUCGCGGACUCGACGAGAAGUAGAAGCGUGAUAACUUAGUGUUUUAUAAAAGAAAACAAACUGAACGACCGCAAGGCGUUUUCGAUAUCGCGAAGAAAUCAAACGAACGACAUGUUCGAUCCCGAUGUUACGGAUAGUAAAACGUACAUGCAAACGUGCGGUGUAUUGUUACGCGAUCCAAUCAAAUUCGAGUUUGUUGGGUCCGGGCGAAGCGACGAGUUUGUAAAAAUCGCGCAAAAACUUUCACGUAUUUCCCUUUGGACGGUACGAAAUCUGUUCGAUCGAUUUCAUGUCCUGAAUAGUGCCUAGUAAUAGACCAAGUUUUUAUGAGCAAGAUUUCACGUUUUUAGGCAUUAUCUAUAUCAGGAAGUACGCGAUUAAAAGUUCUCCGUAGAAAAGUCUAACAUUUUUAAUACUGUGGCGCGUGCGUCGGAAACAGAGAUUAUUUCCGAUAGUAUGAUUACCUCCUAUCUUCGUAAUUGUCCAGUCAAUUCUUAACCUCGUGUUGCAAGUUAGGCCUGAAUGUUUUAAGUAGACAACUAGCAAAUUGUUUGCUAUCGUGGCUUUAUAAAAAGCUGGACAGUCGCCAAUGUAGAUGGACAAACUGCGCCUAACAUUUUUAGUAGUAUUCUGAUGCAAUCUUUCUCAGGAGGAAAUUCUUUUGUCAUUCGGUUAGAAAAUCGCCUUCUUCUCUUCUAAGUGAUAUUGCUUUCUAUUCUCUGUAAGAUUAGAAUAUAUUAAGGUACUAUCUCUCGUGUUCUCCCAACUUCACGCGAACAGUAACGUGACUCAAGACCAUUUCAAUCCAUUCCUAUCGAUGAUUCCUGUGUAUAAUAGGUGGACUGCGGAUGUUCAUGCAAAAUGUAUAUUUUUCUAGAAAACACAGAAUAGUGAGACUCGGACAGGAAAUUUAUUUCGUCGUUAGAGCGGUUUAGAAAUGUAUUUUUCAAAACUGGAAAUCUGUACUGUUUAAUACACGAUACGCGUGCAUUAACAUAUCCGUAUUUGAUAAUUACUAAAAAAGUAUCUUGGCCUUUCUAGUUGCCAGUGCGCUAAGUAAAAUAUUACUGUGGAAAGUCCAGUAAUUCUACUUUUUCAGACACUAAUGUAGAUAAAUACGAAAUAGAGCAAACGAAUUUAUUUAUUUUUCAAAACAAUAUGACAAGGCUUGAAUAAUGUUCUAUGCUAUAAGUGUAUAUUAUAUAUAUUACUUGCAUAUUUAGCAUAUUUGUUGUACAUGCAUCAAUGUCAUGUGUUCUUUGCAUAUCUUAUAGUACAUGAACAUCCGCAGUCUGGCAAUAAGUAAAAUAGCUUAAUAUCACUUAUGGGUUAACCGAAUACCAAUAGCUUGAUAAAUGAGUCCGGUGAGCGUGUUUGUGCGCAAAGAUAUAAAUUGUUACUGUGUUGGGAGAAGACCGACAGGAACAAGUUUACUUCAAGCGAGCGUCGUCGAAAACUAGAUUCUUGAAUUGGUAAUGUUGGAAUUCGUGUAGAGGGUAACUACCUUAACUAAGUGGUAUAACUGUAAUGCUCGAUACCGAGAUCUUUUAAAGUCGCAUUCCAUGAAAACCACCGAUAUCAUCAAACGAAGACAAAUCUAAAAUUUAUAUUUUAUCUUUACCUAUAACAGUGUACCUCUCUGGGGCACGUUUCUCGUAAGACGAGCAUAAUGAUUAACGAAGCAUUACUGAUGCCCGAAGGGAUAAACUUGUAUUACAAAAAAAAAUAGCACAAAAUGUGCAUUUAGGUUGUGGUCACGUGUGGUGUUAUGUAUGUGGGUGUAAUGUACGAAGCACGAGUAUACGGCGCAACGAAAAAAUGAUUUGAAGAUUAUGCCUUCCGAAAUGACCGAUGUCGACUCGCAUCAACAAUCGUACGACAAACGAUCAUUAUUUGUUAUAAGUACAUUCCAAUGCUGUUGCUAGGCUAAUUACAGUUCUUGAUUGAUUGCAUUGAUCUUGAAUGAUUUGCAUUUUAUUUUUAUACGAUUCUAUUGCGCGAGUGUCGUCUUGUUAAUUAACACGAACGUGUAAUCGAUAUCCGACGUUCGACGAUUCCCUACGCUCAAUCAUCGUUUUGGGGAUCGAUUCCUCGAUGAAACAGUUGUUCCUGUUUUACCUUGAAUUUAUUGCGAAAAAUAGAUUUAUGUAUCGAUUCCGAAAUUCCUAUUUUACCGUAGGAAUCCGUACGAAAUGUUGUAGUUAGACGUGAGAACGUGAUAUCGUGUUACGAGACUAAAAUACGCCCAAUUUUCUAACGAAUGUGCGUAUACUGAUUUGCAUGAGAACAGUUACUUUCUACCUUCGAUUCGAAUCAUUCGCAUACGUAAGUAACGGGUUCCGUCUUACGUUGUCUCGAACGUAUUUGGCACCAAUUAACGAAUAGACAAAUUCACAAACGCGUGAUAUGUUUGAUUCGACGUAAAACUGAGAAGAAUCGUCUAGUAUUAUAAAUUGUAUAAAAUCUGCCUUAUUUUCCAGUACAUAUUUUCAAAUUGUACGAAAUGUAGCGUAAAUGAACAAGUUUUAUCAACUUAAUCGUUGGUGUACCCUUCGACUCAUUGCGAGGCAAAUCCUUCCAACUCCUGUACGAUUGCGUUAUCGCUUUAUGGAUAACUUUUUUUUUUUUCAUACUUUAAUACGUUUGUGUCGCCACGAACGUGACAUAAACUUGUGAAAUUUGACUUUGUUAGUGACAUACGAACAGAGGUAUAGUUGGCGGAUUAAAUAAAGCGAUCUCGUAAAAACGGUAGAUUGCCAAAACUCUAACAUCCUUGACUAUGUGCCAAGAAUUCAAAGCCAUUCUGGAUAAAAUCUGUUUUGGACGUUAGAAUUUUCAAGGACGUCCCAAGUCGUAUUAUCGGAUACAAUAACAUAAAAGUGAACCUGACACGAGUUUAAUAAACCUGUCGACGAUAAAUUGGUAGUCGGUUGGGAAAAUUUACGUAGCAACCUGUGGGGUAUUAUUUAGUAUCACUUGACAGAUCUUUAUGUUUCUUCCAUCGACUACACGAUCUCGUGAAACAUCUACGGUGUAUGGAAAUCAUUCUGUGCCAUUUUGCUUUUAAAUCAUUUUGCUUUGGUAACGUCAUCUAACGUCUCAACCAUGCAACGACUAGAAUUCGAGUUUCGAUUGGUAGGAUUCUUUUACCGACUUUUUCAAAGGCAGCAUGACACUUUUAAUACUUCCAUAAAUAAUUAAAACGUAUUCAUACACGUAAACUAGAAGCAUAUCUGUAUAUCCUCGAUUCAUAAAUAAUCGAGGUAUUUCGGUACGAAGUUACUGAAACUUAUCAAUGGAAUUGGCAAUAAUUACCUUCAAAGCGUUUGAUAACACAGCUCUCAUAAACAGAUUAAAUAUAAAUAUUGCUGAUCUAUUCUUACAUUAUAUCACAGCACAAUACUAUUCCCUUUGUAAGCUGCAAAAUAAAAUCGAGUAUAUUUUUUGCACGAGACAUUGAAACGUUUUAUAAGUCGUUAUUUUAAAUGUACAUUUAUGCAAGAACCCAAAUGUGAUAACGAAAUAUUGGAAUCGAAUAAUUUUAAUCAAUCAUGUUAAAGCAUAAAAAUUGGCUCGUUUUUUUUAUUCUUGUAUAAUAUUAAAAGCUUUAGACAUUCUUGGUUAUAAAGUUGUCGCAUCUUUGAAAAAGUGGAUUAUGAGAAAAAACUUUACUAAACUUGAACAGAUUGUUAAGGUAGGUAUAAUGUCCUAUUGGUCAUUAUUGUUUUGAUUUUACGAUCAAAAAUAUGUAUAUGUUGAAUAAACAAUAUUAUUUGGUUCUUGUUUAAAAAAUGGGUAAAUUUAUGAAGAAAAUUACGAAUUUCUGUAAUUUAUUAAAU